CCCAACCCCCUUCGUCACUGGUCGACAGCUGGUCGGUCUUCUCUAACCGCCAGUCUUUAGCUCAAGCCUUGGUCAUCACCGGACAAGGCUCAUCUCGCCAGAAGCAUCCACCAUGUCGUCGGAGAAGGAUAUGAAGGUCGACGAGAAGCUCGGCGUCGUGCACGCCCCUUCCAUUGACGAGUCGUUGGAGAGCGAUCCCAACAAGAUCAUUGUUGGCUCUGAGGGUGUCACCCAAGGAGAGUUCGACACUCUUCGCCAUGUAUCAGACUCGUUCCCUUUGGCUGCAUGGUUGGUCGUCAUCGUUGAAUUUGCCGAGCGAUGGACGUACUACGGUACCGCCAACCUUUUCAACAACUACAUUCGUGCUCCUCUCCCUCGAGGUUCUACGACUGGUGCCGUUCUUCCAGAGGAUCGGGAUUCGGGUAUCGCUGGUGCCCUCGGUAAAGGCCAGACCACCUCUUUCUCUAUCCGAACAUUCAACACUUUCUUCGUCUAUGUCACCCCCUGGCUUGGAGCCAUCAUUGCCGACACUAUGUGGGGUCGCUACAAGACGAUCAUGGUCUUCUCUCUCAUCUGCCUGGCCGGUCACGUUAUUUUGGUUGGUAGUGCUGCUCCAAGUUCCAUUGCCAAUGGUGAUGUUGCGCUCGCCCUCCUUGUCGUCUCGAUCGUUAUCAUCGCCAUCGGUGCUGGUUCUAUCAAGGCCAACGUAUCCCCCAUGAUCGCUGAGCAGUACACUGGCAAGUUCCGAAAGACGACCCUCAAGUCCGGCGAGGAAGUCAUCAUCUCGCCCACCGUCACCGUUCAGCGAGUUUACCUUUGGUUCUAUGCCGCGAUCAACUUCGGUUCUUGCGGUGCCAUUUCAGCCUCCUUCAUUGCCCGUGAUCACGGAUACUGGGUUGCAUGGCUCGUGCCCACCUUGAUCUUCGUCCUUGUCCCUGGUGUUCUGUGGGCCGGAAGGAAGCACUAUGUUGUCACUCCCCCUCGUGGUUCCAUUCUGUUGGAGACUAUGCGCGUUAUCGGUCUCGCCCUGGCACCUGCCUGGUCCGCCAACCCUCUUACGACCAUUCGAAACAUGAAGAAGCCCGGCUUCUGGGACCCCGCCAAACCCAGCCACUACCCUUCUGGACAGGUUCCCGCCAAGAUCACUUGGGAUGACGAGUUCGUCGGUGAAGUUGCUCGCACUGUCGAUGCAUGUGCUGUCUUCCUGUUCCUCCCCUUCUUCUGGCUUUGCUACUCCCAGAUUGACGGAAACUUGUCCACCACCGCCGCUGGUAUGCGAUUGGAUGGCACCCCCAACGAUCUUAUCCAGAACUUGAACCCCAUCGGUAUCAUCAUCAUGGUUCCUUUCUUCGACUUCCUUGUCUACCCCUUCCUCCGUCGCCGCGGUAUCGACUUCACUCCCAUCAAGCGUAUCUUCGCCGGUUUCCUCGUGGCAGGUCUCGCCAUGGUUUACGCCUCCGUCCUUCAACACUACAUCAACACGGGAUCGCCUUGCGACAACAAUGAACCCUCUGCCUGUGAAACUGAGUGGGGUACCCCCAACCCUGCCGACAUCAGCGUCUGGGUCGUCGCUGGCCCCUACCUCCUCGUCGGCAUGUCCGAGAUCUUCGCCUCCAUCACCAGUUUGGAGUACGCCUACACCAAGGCUCCCGCCCGGAUGAAGUCCGUCGUCAUGGCCUUCUCCCAGUUCCAGGUCGCCCUCAGCUCUGCCAUCAACUUCGCCCUCACCGCCGCCAACGCCGAGAAGCACUUCGUGUGGUUGUACGGAAGCUUCGCCAUUGUUGCAUGGGUUAUCGGAAUCAUCUUCUACAUCACUUUCCGCAAGGUCGAUAAGAUGGAGCACAAGCUCAACGCAAUCGGCAAAGGCGAGCGUGCUGGUUUCGCCGAUGAGCAACCAGCCAACCUCGUCACCAAGUCGUAA
Messenger RNA from Coprinopsis cinerea okayama7#130, 1921 nucleotides. Its product is annotated as peptide transporter PTR2B. Gene Ontology annotation, cellular component: membrane. The transcript has 8 exons. The record is from RefSeq and is a predicted model, not a curated record. The coding region runs from base 113 to 1921 and encodes 602 amino acids. Gene Ontology annotation, biological process: oligopeptide transport; transmembrane transport. NCBI's taxonomy places the organism in Eukaryota, Fungi, Basidiomycota, Agaricomycetes, Agaricales, Psathyrellaceae. Gene Ontology annotation, molecular function: dipeptide transmembrane transporter activity.